Nicotiana tabacum (common tobacco) is the source of this 783-nucleotide messenger RNA. RefSeq lists its product as uncharacterized. The record is from RefSeq and is a predicted model, not a curated record. NCBI's taxonomy places the organism in Eukaryota, Viridiplantae, Streptophyta, Magnoliopsida, Solanales, Solanaceae.
AUGUCUGGUUAUGCAAAAAUCAUGAAGAACUUAAUGUCCCGAAAAUUCGAUUUCCAAGACUUGGCCACGGUGACUCUUACUCGGACCUGCAGUGCAGUGGUGACUAGACCAAUUGCUGAGAAGCUAUUUGACCCAGGGAGCUUUACAAUUCCCUGCACUAUUGGUAACUUCGCUUUCGCCAAAGCACUUUGUGAUUUAGGGGCUAGCAUAAAUCUUAUGCCUCUAUCGAUCUAUAAGAGGUUGGGGAUUGGAAGAGCUAGACCCACUUCUAUGUUGUUGCAGAUGGCUGGCAGGACCGUAAAAAGACCUUCUAAUAUCCUGGAUGAUGUGUUGAUUCAGGUAGGAAAAUUUGUGUUCCCUGCCGAUUUUGUGAUCUUUGACUGCAAGGUGGAUGAAGAAAUUCCCAUAAUUUUGGGAAGGCCGUUCUUGGCCAUUGGGAGAGCUCUUAUUGAUUUGCAUGUAAUUGUAGAAACUGAUGAUGAGAUGCUGACUAUUGAGGACCCUCUUCCUACAUGUCUGAUGAAUUUAGAUGAGGUUAAUGGAGAAGAAUUGGUAGAAUGGGUGUUGGCGUUAGAGGGCAGAGGGUUCUGGGAUAGAACUCUUGAAUUUGAGCCCUUACAUUUAGAAAAUAGAGAAACUCCUCCAUCCAAGCCAUCCAUUGAAGAACCACUAAAGUUGGAAUUGAAGCCACUGCCCGCCCAUCUCAGGUAUGAGUUACUUGGACCUGACUCCAUAUUACCAGUUAUUAUCUCAUCCAGCUUUUUAGAUGUGCAAGAACAAUAA